CGGCGAGGACAAAGCAAGAUGGCGUCUGACGGUGAAGACGUUAUUGCAGUCGUCACAGUUCAAUGUUCUUAAUCUGUGCCUCCAUGUACACAUAUAUGUCCUUUAUUGCACUCUAGUAAAUAGAGUAAACAUCGUUAAUAACUGUUUGCAUCCGGUUAUAUUAGUCUGAGCGCACUUUGAUGCUUCUCGAGCUAGCUUAGCUUGCUAGUUAGCUUAGCUUGUUAGCUGCUAACAAAGAGAGGCGGAAGUGAUCAAAACACAUCACUAAGUAGAGAUCAAGUGUGAGUGUAAAGUGUUGUGAUUGUGUGAAAAUGUGCCAAAGAACGACAGCAGAGUACGAGGAGGAACUUUGUCCAACAAAAGAGGAGAAGGAGCGACAACAUGAAAAACAUCAAGUUGUGUUGCACAGAACAGACAUCCAUCAGCUGAUUGGACACCAAGAAGAAUGUCUCCCUCAUCUGCAGGGGGACAGUUUCACUUUAGAGUAUCCACAGCCCUCACAUUUUAAAGGGGACAAAGAUGAGCCACAGCCCUCUUAUUUCAAAGAGGAAGAGGAGGGAGAGUGUCCUGUAAGGCAGGAGGAGGCUGAUGUCAGCAAGUUUCCACUGACUGUUGUCUCUGUGAAGACUGAAGAGCAUGAAGACAAACCACCUGAGUCCUCACAGCUUCAUCACAGUCCAAAUGUCUGUGAAGAACAUCUUCACCCUGAGCAACAGAAGUGGAGCUUCAGGAUGCGAACGGAGGAGCCACAGCCCUUCCACAUUAAGAAGGAAGAGGAAUACCCACAUACCCCCCUUUAUAAAGAGGAAGAGGAGGACCCACUGACACCCCAUUUUAAAAAGGAAGCGGUGGAUCCACUGAGCCCUCACAUUAAAGAGGAAGAGGAGGAACACAGCAUCAGUCAGCAGGGAGAGCAUCUUGAAGGACUGGAGGAGGUUGAUGUCAUCAAGAUGCCAGUGACUGGUGUCCCUGUGAAGAGUGAAGGUGAUGAGGUGAAAGGUGAAAGUGAGGAGAGGGGAGGGGGGGAGCCUCCAAGCAGCAGCUCAACACAACACAUGACAACAGAAGCUGAUGGAGACCACUGUGGAGGAUCACAAGCAGACAAGCUCUUAGCUCCACUAUCAGAUAGUGAGGACACAACGUCACACUCUCCUGACACUGAUGAUGAAGACUCUAAAGAUGAUAAGACAUGUCACACUGACAACACUCACUUCACAUCUUAAAUCUCCUAGUAAUUUGAAAGUACACAUGAGAACACACACUGGAGAAAAACCUUUUUCAUGUUCAAUCUGCGGUAAAGAUUUUACUCAGAGGUACGAUUUGAAAAGACACAUGAGAACACACACUGGAGAAAAACCUUUUUCAUGUUCAAUCUGCGGUAACGAUUUUAUUCAUAGGCAACAUUUGAAUACACACAAGACAAUACACACUGGAGAAAAACCUUUUACUUGCUCAGAAUGCUGUAAAAGAUUUGCGCGAAAAGCAGAGUUAAAAAGACACAUGAGAAUACACACUGGAGAAAAACCAUUCAUGUGCCCAAUUUGUGGCAAAGGAUUCUCCCAGAAGGGACAGUUGGUAAACCACACAAAAACACACACUGGAGAAAAACCUUUUUCAUGUUCAUCUGUAGUAAAGGAUUUACUCAAAGGCACCUUUUCAAAGCACACAUUAGAAGACACACAGGAGAAAAACCUUUUUCAUGUUCAAUGUGUGGUAAAGCUUUUACUCGAAGUGACCAUUUCAAAGCACACAUGAGAAUACACACUGGAGAAAAAACGUUUUUAUGUUCAAUCUGCGGUAAAGAUUUUACUCGAAGGGACCAUUUCAAAGCACAUAUGAGAAUACACAAUGAAUAAAAAACCUUUUUCUUGUUAAGAA
Molecule: messenger RNA, 1878 nt
Organism: Nerophis ophidion (straightnose pipefish)
Lineage: Eukaryota; Metazoa; Chordata; Actinopteri; Syngnathiformes; Syngnathidae
Product: sarcoplasmic reticulum histidine-rich calcium-binding protein-like
Exons: 3
Coding region: 312-1223 (303 amino acids)
Source: RefSeq, a predicted model, not a curated record